Xyrauchen texanus (razorback sucker) is the source of this 3473-nucleotide messenger RNA. It is a transcript of the gene brd9, whose product is annotated as bromodomain containing 9. Gene Ontology annotation, cellular component: nucleus. The record is from RefSeq and is a predicted model, not a curated record. Lineage: Eukaryota; Metazoa; Chordata; Actinopteri; Cypriniformes; Catostomidae. The transcript has 17 exons. The coding region runs from base 120 to 2075 and encodes 651 amino acids. Gene Ontology annotation, biological process: regulation of transcription by RNA polymerase II.
UGUUGACGUUAGCCGCUAAUGUUGUUGCUGGACUGACUGACGAGAGAUCAUUUAAAAAGAUACACGCAAAUAUUUCUAAACAAAAACAAACUGAUUUAACAAACAAAUAAAUACAGACAAUGGGGAAGAAACACAAGAAACACAGACCCAAAUGGAGAACGGUUGAAGGAGAUUAUGAGAACAAACCGUUAGAGAAGCCCCUGAAGCUGGUGCUCAAGGUGGGCGGCAGUGAAGUGACCGAGCUGUCGGGCUCAGGACAUGACUCCAGUUACUACGACGACCGCUCGGACCACGAGUGGGAGCGCCACAAAGAAAAGAAAAAGAAGAAGAAGAAGAAAUCUGAGAAGGAAAAGUAUGUAGAUGAUGAUGAGAGGAGGAGGAAGAAGGAGGAAAAGAGGAAGAAACGUGAGCGCGAUCAGUCAGAGAAUGCUGCUGAUGUACCAGGGGAGCCUUUCACCCUGCCGAAGCCUGUGGAGGUGGUUGUAGAGGACAGGAAGAGGAAGAGGGAGAAAUUUGAAUCUGAACCUGAAGCCGAUGAGUUUCAUCCUGGAGUGAAAGUGAAAGUGGAGGUGGAGCAGCAGUCGGAACGGCCCUUAAGAGCCUGUCGAACUCAGCAAGAAAGUGAAUCCACCCCUGGCCAGCAGCUUUUGGAGCAUUUCCUGCGUCUGCUGCAGAGGAAAGAUCAACACGGAUUCUUUGCUUUCCCUGUAACAGAAGCCAUCGCACCGGGCUACUCCACUAUAAUAAAACAUCCCAUGGACUUCAGCACAAUGAAGGACAAAAUCGCCGCGAACGAAUACAAAACAAUCACAGAAUUCAAGGCAGACUUCAAGCUGAUGUGUGACAACGCCAUGGUUUAUAACCGACCAGAGACGGUUUACUACAAGGCUGCAAAGAAACUCCUCCACACAGGCUUCAAAAUGAUGAGCAAAGAUCGGCUGUUAGCUUUGAAGCGCAGCAUGUCUUUCAUGCAGGACAUGGAUUUCUCUCAGCAGGCUGCCAUACUGGGAGACGACGACAUUGCCCCUGAGGAACCUGUGCCUGAGAUCAUGCCCAUCCACACUGAAUACCCAAAAAAAUCCAAAAAGCAGCCGGCCAAAGAGCCCAUCAUCAGUGAUCUAUAUGAAGUGGAGGGCAACGCUUGCAGUUUGACGGACAGCACGGCGGAGGAGCACGUAUUGGCACUGGUGGAACAUGCGGCAGAUGAAGCGCGGGAUCGACUCAAUCGGUUGAUGCCAAACUCUAAGAUUGGCUACCUUAAAAAGGACCCAGAAGGUUCACUGAUAUACACAGUUGUGAAUCAGGAUCCUGAAGCAGAGGAGGAAGAGACUCAUGCUGUAGAUUUGAGCUCGUUGGCAAAUAAGCUGGUACCUGGACUCACGUCAUUGGGAUUUAAAGAUGACCGAAGACACAAAGUGACGUUCUUGAGCAGUGCGUACAACACUCAAACCCUUCAGAACAACUCCAUUUAUCCUGACCUGAUGCCAGAUGAGAUGGACACACUGUACUCCGCUUAUGGAGAUGAGACUGGCAUCCAGUGCGCCCUCAGUCUGCAGGAGUUUGUGAAGGGUUGUGGGAGUUUCACCAAGAGACUCGUUCAUGAACUGUUGGAUAAAAUGACAGCUGGCGAUCACUCAAAGGCAGUCGUACAAAUCAGACAGAAAAGGCACAUGCCAAUUGAUGAUUCCAAUUCUGGUUUAUGUGACAUGCCGGGAGCAGAUGGAAGUGGUUUAGAAGCUGGCUCUGUGCUGGAUUUCAUGUCCAUGAAGAGCUACCCCGACAUUUCUUUAGAUCUGCUCAACACAUUAGGUAAAUGUGUGAAGAAGGAGCCAGAUCAUGACGACGGCCAUCAGCACUUUGACGACACCGCCAAACUCUUGCAGGAGUUCCAGGAUGCAGCGGUGGACAGGGUCGGAUCCAGACCGUCCUCCAAUCUCUCUUCCCUGUCAAACACUUCAGAGAGGGACCAGCACCAUUUAGGUAGUCCAGCUCAUCUGGGUGUUGGACAGGAGAUGGUUCAAGACCCGUAUGAGUUCCUGCAGUCACCCGAGCCGGGAUCCACUCCCAACAGCUGAUAAUGAUGUGAGGAUCAGCUUGUGUCUGUGCUGUAAAAUAAUGUGCCAUUAGACGAGUUCAUUGAAUCACAUGUUUCUGUUUUUUUAAAUAAAAGCUCCAUUUCGCUACAUUCUACCAAGUGACAAAUGAAUUUGUAACAAAAUACUGUCGACUUUGAUCUUUGUCAUCAGCAACAAAGGAUAUGGGAAGCGUUUUCUUCUCCUUUUAAAAGUUGCUAAGUCUGUUUAUGUCACGCCUCCUGUUAUAAAAAAGAUUUGAUCCAAUAUAUGAUGUGGACAUUAAAUGAUGCUGUAUAGUAGGAAAGACCCCUGCAUCUACAGCAGUGUAAAACAUGUCAGAUGUGCAUUCAUGGAGAGCUCUCAUUUGCAUUUGGGUUUGCAUUUUCUAGUGGUAACUAAGUUACUGUUCAAACAUGCCACCCCAGAUAACUUCCUUGUUCUGUCGUUUUAUUGCUUUCACAUUGUUUGAACUAUUCCAUAUCAAAUUACAGAGUAAAACAAUGGUGUGCGUUUUUCGGAAGUUUAUAUUCUGCUUUCUUCCUUGAGUAAUUUCUUAUGGACCUUUUAACUUUAAUUUUGAAAUUUUGGUUGGUUGAUUUUAAUUUUAGCUUGAUAGUGCUUUAAUAAAUACAUAUUCAAAACGGCAGACAUUUGAAUGUCUAGAAGAUCAGUGGGCAAACAGACUGACAUAUUGAUCCUGAGAGCAAAUUGAUAUAAAACAGCCAUAAGCAUUCACAUGUAACCAGUCUGCUUAACCCACACAGAGCGGGAUUCAAACCGGGGUCUCUGGCGUGCUAACGAGGAGGCUAAAGGCUACAGCCUCUAAUAUUAGUUGCCAGUGCGCUUCUUGAUGCCAGGGGAGUGAGGUUUACACACAUUGCACAGCAUGUACCAGCUGGCUACCAUUACAAUCAUGCCCUAAACCUCACUCCCAUCCGGGUCACGGCACCACUGUAACUGGUCUUGUGCAACCCUCUAUGAGCGGGUGUCGAACCGGGGUCUCUGGCAUGGUAACGAGGUGGCUAAAGGCUACAGCCUCUAAUAUUAGUUGCCAGUGCGCCUGUUGAUGCCAGGGGAGUGAGGUUUAAACACACUGCCCAGCAUGUACAAGCUGGCUACUAUUAUACUCACCCCCCUAAACCUAACUCCCAUCCGGGUCACGGCACCACUGUAACUGGUCUUGUGCAACCCUCUCUGAGCGGGAUUCGAAUCAGGGUCUCUGGUGUGGGAGGAAGGCACUCUAACACACUGUGAUUGAACCUUGGCAGAAUUUAAUUUUUUUUAAAGUGCAACAAAAUGUUCGUUUAAUGUCGUUAGACAGUUAGCAAUGCAAGAAUCAUCACAUGACUACAAUAUGACAAUUUAUAUAAAAGAAAUGCAAUGGCAAGAAUUGAAGAA